AAUCGUAUUGGUAAGCAGACCCUAAAUAUGAUAUUAGUAGCCUGCUGGGGGUUAAAUACUAAACACCCUGACCGGAAUCUAUUAAGCCUAGCUAUAACACUUACCGGCUAAUCCGACUUUUCCUUUAUUCUUCUCACCCGAAUCUUCAAACCCACGUAGCAUUAAUGUGGUGGAGAUCCGCCUCCUUCAUUCUCGACAACCGUCCCCAAAACGACGUCGCACCGCCCUCCAGACCCGACUCCCUUACUCUCUCCCCACCCACCAUGGCCGACGCCGCCACCGCCGCCCUGCAGAGCCCUAACGCCAACUCCGCCUACUACCAGACCCGGGCCGCCCACCACGGCGUCGUCACCAGCGACUGGCUCGCCCAGGCCCAGGCCGCCGCGGGCCGAAACCCCGACGAGCAGGGCUCCGUCGUCGCCGCCGAGGCUGAGCCCAAGCCGGCGGCUUCUGAGUCCGGGAAGCCGUUCAGCGUCAUCGUGGAGUUUAACAACUGGCGGAAGCAGCCUGAUUUGGCUGAGGCCGUGGCGGCGAUUCGGGCCUUGGCGUCUGUUAUUAGAUCCAGCGAGGCCACCACUAUGAUGGAGCUCGAAAUUGAGCUCAAGAAGGCUUCCGAUUCUCUUAAGUCAUGGGAUACGACGUCUAUAUCUUUGACUGCUGGAUGCGACCUGUUUAUGCGGUAUGUUACUCGAACUUCAGCUCUAGAGUAUGAGGAUUUCCACUCAGCCAAGUCUCGUUUGAUUGAACGGGCAGAGAAGUUUGGGGAGAUAUCUACAAAGGCUCGUAGAAUCAUUGCUGUCCUUAGUCAAGACUUUAUAUUUGAUGGUUGUACCAUCUUGGUUCAUGGUUUCUCUAGAGUUGUUCUAGAAGUACUGAAGACUGCGGCACAGAGCAAGAAACUCUUUCGAGUUUUCUGCACAGAGGGAAGACCAGACAGAACAGGAUUACGGUUAUCAAAUGAGCUGGCCAAGCUUGAUGUUCCUGUGAAGCUCCUAAUAGAUUCUGCAGUGGCAUAUACCAUGGAUGAGGUUGACAUGGUGUUUGUUGGGGCAGAUGGAGUGGUUGAAAGUGGAGGUAUUAUAAAUAUGAUGGGAACAUAUCAAAUUGCAUUGGUAGCACAUAGCAUGAACAAACCAGUUUAUGUGGCUGCUGAAAGCUACAAGUUCGCUCGCCUUUAUCCAUUGGACCAGAAAGACAUGGCCCCUGCAUUACGCCCCAUUGAUUUUGGGGUUCCCAUCCCGUCCAAGGUUGAGGUUGAAAGAUCUGCCCGUGAUUAUACGCCUCCUCAAUAUCUCACUUUACUCUUCACAGACUUGGGCGUGCUCACUCCAUCGGUUGUCAGUGAUGAGCUGAUUCAGCUGUACUUGUAACCAUUCAUGAUAUGGAUUUUGGCCUUAAACAUGACUCUUGUUAACCCCUUCACCAAAUUAUGAACGUGUUUAUGUCAAUGGAAGCAUUUUGUUUCGA
This is a messenger RNA of Rosa rugosa (rugosa rose), 1467 nucleotides long. RefSeq lists its product as uncharacterized. Gene Ontology annotation, cellular component: eukaryotic translation initiation factor 2B complex. Bases 165 to 1370 code for a protein of 401 amino acids. Gene Ontology annotation, biological process: translational initiation. Gene Ontology annotation, molecular function: guanyl-nucleotide exchange factor activity; translation initiation factor activity. The record is from RefSeq and is a predicted model, not a curated record. Lineage: Eukaryota; Viridiplantae; Streptophyta; Magnoliopsida; Rosales; Rosaceae. The transcript has 5 exons.